Trichomycterus rosablanca is the source of this 1622-nucleotide messenger RNA. RefSeq names its product LSM12 homolog a (gene lsm12a). Gene Ontology annotation, molecular function: RNA binding. Bases 15 to 602 code for a protein of 195 amino acids. The transcript is spliced from 5 exons. NCBI's taxonomy places the organism in Eukaryota, Metazoa, Chordata, Actinopteri, Siluriformes, Trichomycteridae. The record is from RefSeq and is a predicted model, not a curated record.
UUGGUGGAGAGAAGAUGGCGGCUCCUGGACCAGGGGAGUAUUUCAGCAUCGGGAGUCAUGUGUCCUGCCUCACCUGCCUGGGACAGCGCUUACAGGGCGAGGUGGUGGCGUUCGACUACCAGAGCAAGAUGCUGACUCUCAAAUGCCCCUCAUCCAGCGGAAAACCCAACCUUAAUGAUGUUGUUCUUGUUAAUUUAGCAUAUGUGUCUGAUGUGGACGUUAUUAACGACCGCGCUGGAACUCCUCCACCAUUAGCAUCUCUUAAUUUCAGUAAGCUAGCGAAUAGAGCUCGGGCAGAAAAGGAAGACAAGUUGUCCCAAGCUUAUGCAAUUAGUGUUGGAGUCUCGGUGGAGGGCCAGCAGCUGUUUCAGACUAUUCAUAAAACUAUAAAAGAGUGCAAGUGGCAGGACAAGAACAUUGUGGUGAUGGAUGACGUCAUCAUAACACCACCUUACCGAGCGGACAACUGUAGAGGCAAAGUGGGCAGUGCGUUGGGACAUGUACGCAAAAUAGUGGAAAAACACUUCCGUGACGUUGACCAGAAAUCCCUGCAGCGGUCACAAGCACAGCAAACACAGAAGGACUCGGCCUUGUCAGCAUGAGUGCUGCUGCAGCAAGUUUUUUGUUUGUUUAUUUGUUUUAGGGGUUUUAUUUUUAUUCCAGUGCCUGGCCGAGGCUGAGGUAACCACGGCCUGCGUUUUAAGCACGGCCAUCAUUGAAGUCUGAGGAACACUAAAAAAAGGGACAGAACAGCAGCCCUUUUUUUAAUGAAAUAUUUAAUUUAAUUACAGAACCUUUCAACCUCUUUUACUUUCCUUUAAUAUACAUGCACCAUUCUUCUGUGGCCAACUCGUGCUGACACGUUCUAUGUUUGCCAAGAAAAAACAAGGUACAGCAGACUGACUAUUAAAUAUCACAUUUUUUAUAGAAAGGGGAAAUGAAGUCCAUUUGAGUCAUUUAGCUUGGUACAAGAAGGCUACUUUAUUUUUAUAAUAGCGGAAUAAGAUGUGAGCACUGAUUGUGUGAGAGAGAGUUCAGGUGCUUUUAUCUCACCAUGCCCUGAUACACCAAACCGACAGUUGGUCGCAAUUUAGCCCCCCUUAAACAUUUGUGUCCUACUGUGAUAUGUAGUUUUUUGGAUGCAACAUUUAGCUGGUACACCACAGAUCACGUUCACAAAGAUAUAGCUCUUUUUUGUGAUCACCUGAUCCAUGCAUUGGCAGCUGCUUUAAAUUUGUGACACUUUCCCACCCAAUUUAAGAUGUGAAUUUCAACCAUCAUUCCUUCUUAUCUGGGACUUUACUGGACUGCUCUCUGGGUGGGUGGGCUGGAAAUUCUUUCGACAGUUUCAGGCUUUGGUGAUCGGUCAUCAUAGAUCUGCACAAUGUGGGCAAGUCAUUCCCCUCACCCUCUCAGCUUGGUGGCUGUUGUGGAAUAGGGCAUACUCAUGCAAAACUUAUCUAAAAUUGGUUGGCAUACUUAGCAGCAUUUCUGCCUGAAUUGCACGUUGGACAUAUAAAUAGUGUAGAAUGGCACAAAAUUGUGACUUUGGCAAAUAUUGUUCUAGUUUGUUCUCUUGGUAUAAAUCUGAUAUUAUGUAACGGACCAAAUCUUUGCUAGAG